Molecule: messenger RNA, 633 nt
Organism: Entrophospora sp. SA101
Lineage: Eukaryota; Fungi; Glomeromycota; Glomeromycetes; Entrophosporales; Entrophosporaceae
Source: the annotation of a GenBank genome assembly
AUGGUGUCUCCAAAAAGUAUUAGCUUAACAUCUGGUUCAAAAAAUCGUAAAGAAAUUUUAUCAAGAUUGGGUAUAAAUUUCAAAUCAAUUACAAGCGGAUUUGCUGAAGAUUUGGAUAAAUCUAGUUUUGAAAAACCAUCAGAUUAUGUGAUUGCUAAUGCUAAAAAGAAAUGUUUAAAUGUAUACGAUCGUUUAUUGAAAGUAGAUAUAAUAAUAUCAGCUGAUACAGUUGGUUACAUUGAUGGUGAAAUAUUGGAGAAGCCAAGAGAUCGUGAAGAUGCAUUAAGAAUCUUAAAGAAACUCAAUGACAGAACACACAAGAUUUACACUGGUGUAUCCAUUCUUAUUUCAUCACCGUCACCAUCUGCUGGGUUAUCGAUAAAUGACCAAACAAAUUAUCAAAUUCAUGAAUUUUAUGAAGUUACAGAGGUUACAUUUAGGAAUUGUGAUGAUGAAUGUUAUUUGAAUUAUAUUGAUACGGGUGAACCUAUGGACAAAGCAGGUGCAUACGCUUAUCAAUUUUUAGGUGCAUUUUUUGUUGAGAAAAUAAACGGAUGUUAUUAUAAUGUCGUUGGAUUACCAAUAAGAGUUUUUAGUGAAUUAGAAAAUCUUUUAAAGGGCAAUAAAUUAUAA